AUGAUAAAAGUCGUUUUUUCUCUAUUUGACGAGGAUAAUAAUGGGUAUUUGGAUUAUGAAGAAUUAAAGUUCGCACUGAAAGCUUUGGGGUUUUUGGUAAAGAAAGCAGAAGUUGUGAUGGCCUCUACCAGUUAUGCAUGGGAAGAUGAAGCAAGGCGCACAGUUCUUGACAGCCAUGCAGCUUUAGGACGAAUGCAACAAAGUAUUGCUAAUUCCCAUCGCGUUGCCAUUGAGACUGAAGAAAUAGGUACAGAAGUUGUUUCUGAAUUGGAACAACAACGAGAAACACUGUUAAGAAGUAAACAACGUUUGGAAAAUACUAGUGAUGUUUUAGAUCAUUCCCGUUCUGUUAUGAGAAAAAUGACAUGGAAUGUUCUGACAAAUAAACUAAUUCUCAUUCUAAUUAUCAUAUUGGAAAUUGGAAUAUUAAGCUGUACAGUUUAUUUGAAAUUUUUUAAAUAGUCGAAUAUUCCAUAAUGUUGAAGAUGUAUUUUAAUGUUCUUUGCAUGAGAGUCAAGUGAAGUUACUAAAAGGACGUCUCAUCAUGAAAUUACUGAGUGUUGUGGAUGUAUUUUGUGGUGGAUUCAUCAGUUGGAUGUGGAAAGGUCUGGGUUAUUUUGCACAUCUGUUCCUUCAUAUGUUUUUGUAAGAAUAUUGUCAAAUUGUUUAAAUGCAUGUAUUAUGUUGUUGUAUAAAUGGAUACAAUUUUUUUCAUGUAUGGUAAUUUAGAGUAUUGACAUUGAGUUAAUGUUACUAGUUGCCCAACUUUUUGAAAGUAUGAAUAUUUUCAUCUUUCAAUAUUUCAACAAGAUGAAAUGUGUAAACUACAAAAAUUAAAUUUAAAAGCAGAUGAAAAAACACUGUUUAUCAAGUUCAUUCCCUUCUGCAUGCAUUUUAUUGUGUAGAUACAAUUGUAAUGAUAUUUCCACAAAAAGUAGACACAUGUUUAAUGUUGUAGACACAAAGUUGAAAUGUAAUGCUGUCCGAGUUCCUAAUGAAUCUGAAGAUAAAUUCAAAAAAAUAAUGUAAAUUACUAUAAUAUUUUUGCUAAGGAAGAGAGGUAACAUAAUUUGACCCAAAUUCUUAAAUGUGAGAAAUGACGUGAAAGCUAUAAGUAAAUUUUUGUAUAUAAUUAAGUGGUUUUGUAUAAAAUUAAUAAUUUCCUUGGCUCCAUGUAGUAGAGAGUAAAAGUAUUGCAAUCAGACUUCCUAGAUGCAGGGACAAGAAUGGGAGAAAGGGUGCACCAUGAAUACCUGCCUCGAGUGAUUCUGAAUCAUGCUACAUCAUUGUUAAUGAGUACUCUGAUUAUAUUACUGACAUUUGAAAAUAAUAAAUAAUUAGAAUCUAAA
Gryllus bimaculatus (two-spotted cricket) is the source of this 1349-nucleotide messenger RNA. Lineage: Eukaryota; Metazoa; Arthropoda; Insecta; Orthoptera; Gryllidae. The record is from the annotation of a GenBank genome assembly.